AAGAGAGAGAGAGAGAGAGGAAAAGCUUAUUUAGCUUCAUUCUCUCUUCCAAAUUUCUCUUUCGUUCAGGCACGACAGAGCUUCAGAAAAAGAAAAGGAUUUUUCUUCAUUUUCUCAUUCGAUAAAGUUCUUAAAAGAUUGAAGUCAGAAUUAUUGACUCUCUCGCGACUAUCCAGAAAUCCUCUUCCAGAUUUCUAAACGGACUCUUUACCUUCUUUUUUUUUUUUUGGAUUUUCUUCUGUACCGAAAAUGGUUUCUGCGAAUCAGGAGAUGGUGGUUUACUGUUUUGACACGCUUGUAGCUCAUUACAAUAGUGAAGAGGCGCCUCCACCAGCUUUUGAUGCCGAGCAACACCCACUGUUUGUCACCUGGAAGAAAUUGGUGAAUGGUGGGGAGCCUCGUCUACGGGGAUGCAUUGGAACUCUGGAAGCUCGUUGUUUGAUUAAUGGGUUCAGGGACUAUGCUUUAACCAGUGCUCUAAGGGAUUGCCGGUUUCCCCUCAUACAACCUCAAGAAUUACCUUACUUGGAAUGUACAGUUUCCAUUCUGACAAACUAUGAAACUGCUCUCAACUAUCUUGAUUGGGAGAUAGGUACACAUGGUUUAACUAUUGAGUUUACUGAUCCUGACUACAAUGUGAGGCGAAGUGCAACAUACUUGCCUGAGGUGGCUGCUCAUGAAGGUUGGACAAAAGUGGAGACAAUUGACUCAUUGAUGCGCAAAGCAGGUUAUAAUGGCAUCAUCAAUGAGUCACUCCGUAAGCGAAUCCGCCUUACUCGCUAUCAGAGCACAAUCUACACAAUGCACUACAAUGACUAUACCUCCUACGUUAAAAGAACCAGAGGAGCUGCCCCUACAGUUAAUAGGGUCAAGCACAAUUAACCAUUGAUUGUUCCAAUCAGCUUUAAUCAUAAACAAAGUUGAUUUGGAAUUGAUAGGCUUAAUUUAUGAGCAAUUGGGUUCUGGAAGGGUUUCUGUAUGUUCCAGCCCUAUUGCUUAAUUGCAGUUCUGAUUUGUUACUCUUCAAAUUCAUUUGAUUUGAAGAUCAACAGUGCUCUUAAGAUGCACUCAUUUUGAAUUCAUACUCACAAACCUCAGAAGCAAUGUUAUAUUUGUGAAGACUGCGUGUAAAUCAACUGCCGAAUUAUACAUCCAUAAGUUGGAUUUCUAGUUGGCUUCAGAUGUUGAAGAUGGUGAUGAUUGUUCAUGUAUUUAUAUUUUCUUGAGCUGAAGUUAGCUGAUUUCUCUGUGAUUUCUUUUUC
Molecule: messenger RNA, 1262 nt
Organism: Nelumbo nucifera (sacred lotus)
Lineage: Eukaryota; Viridiplantae; Streptophyta; Magnoliopsida; Proteales; Nelumbonaceae
Source: RefSeq, a predicted model, not a curated record